CUCCCAUUUGAAGGCUACAACGUGAGUAUAUUUCGGUAGUCAACAGACUGAGCUAGAAGUUGGAUACCUUGACGUUAAUUGCUCGGUGGAAUUUUGUAACGCCUGGAGGAAAGUGUAUUCUGGAUAAAGCAAGGCGUCUUUAUUUGGACAGCUGUCAUUUUAAAGUUAGUUUCAAUUGACACACAGAUAAUCCGCUGAGAUGGCAGUUGUCAUAGUCUAACUAAGCCUGUGAGGGCUGGGGCCGGAGCGAGGGACUGCCCAGACAGUCUCCAAAACGGAAGAUGUGUGAAACAGAGGAUGAGAGGAGUGCUCAGGCCAAGCAGCUCUUUGAGAACUUUGUCCAGGCGUCCACGUGUAAGGGCACUAUGCAGGCCUUUAGUAUCUUAUGCAGGCAGAUGGAUCUGAACCCGCUGGACUACAGGAACUUCUACAGCAACCUCAAAGCCACGGUCACCAACUGGAAGGCCAAGGCCCUCUGGACCAAACUGGACAAGAGAGCCGGCCACAAGGAGUACAAGAAAGCCCAAGCCUGUGAGGGCACUAGGUGUCUGAUCAUCGGAGGGGGCCCCUGUGGUCUGCGUACGGCCAUAGAGCUGGCUCUGCUGGGGGCCAAGGUGGUGGUGAUUGAGAAGAGGGACACCUUCUCCAGGAACAACGUGCUGCAUCUGUGGCCCUACACCAUCCAUGACCUCAGGGGCCUCGGGGCCAAGAAGUUCUACGGAAAAUUCUGUGCUGGAGCCAUAGACCACAUCAGUAUUCGCCAGCUCCAGCUCAUGCUACUGAAGGUCUCCCUCAUUGUGGGGGUGGAGGUCCAUGUCAACGUGGAGUUUGUCAAACUGUUGGAGCCACCGGAGAACCAGGAGAAUGAAGGGCCUGGAUGGAGAGCAGAGAUCAGACCAGAAAACCACCCUCUCAUUGACUUUGACUUUGACGUGGUGAUUGGCGCAGAUGGACGCAGAAACACGCUAGACGGUUUCAGGAGGAAAGAGUUCCGGGGCAAGCUGGCCAUCGCCAUCACAGCCAACUUCGUCAACCGGAACACCACGGCCGAGGCCAAGGUGGAGGAGAUCAGCGGCGUGGCCUUCAUCUUCAACCAGAAGUUCUUCCUGGAGCUUAAAGAGGAAACCGGGAUUGAUCUGGAGAACAUUGUGUACUACAGAGACAACACACACUAUUUUGUGAUGACCGCAAAGAAGCAGAGUCUGCUGGACAAGGGAGUCAUCAUUUAUGAUCACGUUGAAACAGAGAAGCUGCUGGGCCGAGACAACGUGAACCAGGAGGCUCUUCUCUCCUACGCCCGUGAGGCGGCCGACUUUGGCACCAACUACCAGUUGCCCUCUCUAGACUACGCCAUCAACCACUGCAGCCAGCCCGACGUGGCCAUGUUCGACUUCACCUGCAUGUACGCCUCGGAGAACGCAGCUCUUGUCAGGGAGAAGUACGGACACCAGCUACUUGUGUCCCUGGUGGGGGACAGUCUACUGGAGCCCUUCUGGCCCAUGGGGACUGGCUGUGCUCGAGGCUUCCUUGCUGCCUUUGACACGGUGUGGAUGGUGAGGGGCUGGGUACAGGGCAAGACCCCCCUGGAGAUCCUGGCAGAAAGGGAGAGUCUCUACAGGCUAUUACCCCAAACAACGACAGAGAACAUCUCAAAGAACUUUGAGCAGUACACCAUUGACCCGGUAACACGGUACCCCAACCUCAACUCCAGCUGUGUCAAGCCACAUCAGGUGUGUCACCUGUUCUUAGACGGGCAGCAGGACUCCUAUCUUCUGGAAUGCUGUGGACCCACACAUAGAUCUGUCAGUCUCUCCAGACGAGAGUCGGACAUUCGGCCAAGCCGCCUCCUCACCUGGUGUCAGAAGCAGACUCUGGGUUAUAGAGGCGUGGACGUCACCAACCUCACCUCCUCCUGGAAGAGUGGCCUGGCGCUCUGUGCUCUUAUACACCUCAUGCGACCUGACCUCAUUGACUUUGACUCCCUGAAUGAGGAGGACUCAGCCAAGAACAACCAGCUGGCCUUUGACAUAGCAGAGCGUGAGUUUGGUAUCCAGCCUGUGACCACGGGGAAGGAGAUGGCUCUGGACCAGGACCCAGACAAGCUGAUGAUGGUGCUGUACAUCUCCAAGGUUUACGAGAUGUUCCGCAACUCACCUGCAUCCAUCACUGGUACAAGGGAAACGGAUGAGAACAAUGAGAACUAUUCAUCCGAGUCUGCAAACUCAGUUUACAACUUAAUGAACCAAACACAGCCAAGAAAGAGGAUCCCAAAGGAUGACAAGAGGCUGGAGAAAGAUGACCCAAUGAGCAAAAGACAAAGAAAGGGCAACUACUUAGAGGAGUUGUCCUGUCAGAGUGCCCCCCCCGCAGGUGAGAGCGGAGAGCAGAAUAAGGUGCGCUCCAUGGCCACCCAGCUGCUGGCCAAGAUUGAGGAGAAUGCGGUGCCUGGCGGUGCCCUGCGCAAAAAGCCUUCCAUCUAUAUGCGACUCUUAGAAGAGCCUGCAGCCGUGGCGCAACCCACUCCCCUUCACAUUCCAACAUGGUCCUGGAGUCCUCCACAGGAUGAUCAAACACAGGCCUCUCCACGCACAGAGUUUGUGCAGCAGAGAGUGUGGAUACCAUGCACCGAAAUCCCAGACUAUGUAGAUUACCCAGAACACCCCUCUCCUGACCCCACAGGGAUGAGACAGCGCCUAGAGAAGCUGGGGGACAAGACGAACCAGUGUGUUGGAAGGAAGGAGUUUCCUCAGAACCUGGGAGGCAGUGACAUGUGUCACUUCUGCUCCAAGCGUGUGUACGUGAUGGAGCGUCUCAGUGCUGAGGGCCACUUCUUCCACAGGGACUGUUUCCGCUGUGACGUCUGCAGCUCCACACUACGCCUGGGCGGACACGCCUACAACUCCCAACAGGGCAAGUUUUAUUGCAAGCUUCACUAUUCUCAGCGCCAACCCAGCCUUCAAAGUUCAAGCAAGUUCCAGAGGAGAACGGAGGACCAGGGACAUCUGACCUCUUUGGCGAACGGGAGUGACCCCAACUCAACCAUGGGCAGCCUGCAGAGCCAGCCGCCAGGACAUCACUACAGAUGCACAGGUCUGAUGAAUGGACUGUACACCCGCACGGUGCCUGAGGUGGCCAUGAACACAGUGGACCUGGACAUGCCUGACUCCAACAGGACUGCUGACUCGAAGAAACAGGCCAACUCCGAUACAUCUCUCAAACCACAAGAUUCUGCACAGGAGAAGAAAGAACAUUCCAGUACCAAGUCAUCCCUCCCAUCUGGGAACAGCAGAUGGAAGAGGAAGAUCUGUGCUACUCUCCCUCUCAUCCUGGUGAGGCACUUCUCACGUGAAAAAGCUGCAGAAAACGAGGAGCCCAACAUUGAAGAGGCCAACUCUGAUUUUGAGGAGAUUGAACCACUGCAGGUCUCCCAUGAUGGUCCUAAACCACCUGCAGAUUCUCAGAAUCAGAGUUCAUCGAUGGAUAAAGAAGAAUGCCCUGUCACAAAUGUGCCACAGCUGGAGGAAGCAGUCGGCCGUAAGAAAAGGCUGACCCUGUCCCUGUCUGAGAAAGAGAAACUCCUGGACUGGAAUCUGGCUACUCCAGAAGAGGCCCGAGGCACUGGAGGAGGAGAUCCUUCCACACAUCCCAAACCUGGGGACCAGAUCCCCCCGAAGGACCUAUUGCCUCGGGUAGAGGCAGAACCAGUCCCAGCUCAGCCCCAGCCAGCUCAGCCCCAGCCAGUUCCGUCCGCAUUCCAGGUGUGGGCCAAUGCUUUCAGGAGGUCUUUUGGAAUAUCAAGGACAACAACAGACUCCAACACGGUUGUCACCAGGAGGAAAAACAACAGUCCAACCAAGCCUAGGCCUCUGUCUGAUGGAGCAUUCAGCUUUAGCUCCCUGUUUGGGGAUACCGCCCAAAGCCAGGAGGCCCAACCAGUGGAAGAGGGGCAGAAGAGCCAGCCGUCCCCACAUCCACUCAAGGCCUCCAUGGGUCACAGACCCACAGACCUGCCCACGCUACUGGAACAGGUCUCCCUAGGCAGCAACAAGUCUGUAGGAUCCUUCACCACAGACGACAUGGCUUCACUCCCGCCCAGGAAGCUCUACUUUUUCUCCUCCCUGAGGCUGAAGAAGAGGGGGGGACCGGAGGGAGUGGGGGGUCAGGAGAAGGACAUCAGGACCAUCCUGUCCAACAUCAGGAACAAAGCCUCCAGCAAACAGCAGAAAGAUGAGUCCGACUCCUCAAGUGACGAUGAGCACGUCCCAGCCAAACAGAAGUUCCAUGGGAGCUCGGAGAGACAGAGGAGGAGACGGGAGAAGACUGUGAUUCAACAGGCCAAGAGAGAGCAGCUGAAGAGGCUCCACAGAGCCCAGAUCAUCCAGAGGCAGCUGGAGGAAGUCGGGGAGAAGCAGAGAGACCUGGAGGAGAGAGGGGUGACCAUUGAGAAGGUCCUUCGGGGCGAAGCCCCAGACGAAGGUGAUGGUCUCUCUGAUGAGCACGAGCUCCUCCAAAUGUGGUUCAAGCUGGUCCUGGAGAAGAACAAACUGGCCCGCUAUGAGGAAGAGCUAGUCAUAUUUGCUCAGGAACUCGAGCUGGAGGACACACAGAGUCAACUCCAGACAGAUCUACGACGCAGGAUGUCAGUAGACGACUCCAGGAAGAGCUCCAGUGAGCUGGCGGAGGAGCAGCAGAUGCUGACUGAGAUCAUGAAGGUGGUGGAGAGGAGAGACACUUUGGUCAGCCUGCUGGAGGAGCAGCGGCUGCAGGAGAGGGCUGAGGACAGAGACCUGGAGAGCCUGGUGCUGUCUAGGGGCUACCAGUUCCAUUGGACCUGAGGAGUUGCAGCCCUCUGGGGCAGGGAAAAGGAUAACAGUACCAUGCAGCUCUAUGGGUAGAGGCGACAAGUACUACACUACUGGAUUUGGCCUCAAGUGGCAUGGUGACCUUUUGAAUAUGUAUAUAGGUUUUACUUAUCAAUUCCUACUUGAGGAUCACAUCUCUUAUAGACCUGAGGGUUGUACAUCCAGUGUCUGUAUGCCUAGUCUCUCUUGACAGCCUUCUGAGAUUACUGUAUGCCUAACCAAGAACACCUCAUAUGCUGCAGUAGGAAUGGAAUAAAUGAAAUAUUAUUUAGUUUUCUUUACUUUGUCAGUUGCACUGGAAAGCACGUAAACACUACAGAAACCCAAAGAUUCAUCCUAUCAAGUAUGUUUUCCCUCUCAAAGCAAAAUGUAUUUUGUAUGUGUAGGUCUCUGUUGUAGAUCUCUACUGUUCAUGUGUUGUGUUGAGAAGCACUGGAAAAACGACUAUGUUGUAUAACUUCAUUUGCACUAUACCAAGUAAUUUAAUCAACCAAUACACCAUUUUCCACAGGACUUUUUACUAUUAUUCCUGCAUGUUGUCUGUCCUAUUACUAAGUACUGACCACAACCAACAGGAUUUUAUUCACUUUUUUGAGUCCUCCUUGCCCAACUUUUUUCAUGUAAAUGAUGAUUGGAUCUGUUGGUUCAAUUUAUUUAGUUUGAUAUGAGUUUAGGAGUGUCUCCAUAGCACAAUAAAUUGAGUUAUUAAAUCCUAAACUGACA
Messenger RNA from Salvelinus fontinalis (brook trout), 5585 nucleotides. RefSeq names its product microtubule associated monooxygenase, calponin and LIM domain containing 2b (gene mical2b). The transcript has 31 exons. Bases 282 to 4835 code for a protein of 1517 amino acids. The record is from RefSeq and is a predicted model, not a curated record. Lineage: Eukaryota; Metazoa; Chordata; Actinopteri; Salmoniformes; Salmonidae. Gene Ontology annotation, molecular function: FAD binding; protein binding.